This is a messenger RNA of Populus nigra (black poplar), 1579 nucleotides long. RefSeq lists its product as uncharacterized. Gene Ontology annotation, cellular component: eukaryotic translation initiation factor 3 complex; cytoplasm. Gene Ontology annotation, molecular function: translation initiation factor activity. NCBI's taxonomy places the organism in Eukaryota, Viridiplantae, Streptophyta, Magnoliopsida, Malpighiales, Salicaceae. The transcript is spliced from 10 exons. The record is from RefSeq and is a predicted model, not a curated record. Gene Ontology annotation, biological process: cytoplasmic translational initiation. Bases 117 to 1355 code for a protein of 412 amino acids.
CACCACUGCCCCCAUCCAAACAAGUUCUUUAUUUUUGAAGUUAGGGUUUUUCACUCCCUCUCUCGGCAACCAAAAAAGACGUUGAAGGAGAGAAGAGGUUAAUCUGCAGAACCACAAUGACAACCGUCGUCCCCACCUCCGAAGAGGAUCCAGCCCUCUCCGUCGUCCGUUUCACCUCCGAACUCGCCUGGUCCGACGCCGGUCCCGAGGUUAUGGAGCAACAAGUGAGUAGGCUGUGUGUGGAAGCGCAGGAAUGUAUGGUGAUGAAUAGGUGGUUGGAUUUGACUUCUUUAAUGUUAACUUCUGCUGACAUUGUUUUCUCAAACUCCAAGGUCUCUGAGAAAGAUCUUGAGUGUAUCUUCACUGUCAUUUGCAAUCUCGUCACCAAGUCUAGAAGUCCAGAUGAAGAACUUGAGAUGGAAAAACUUAUAUGCGCAAAAAUUAUUCAACAACCAAGUGACAAGCCUGCAUUGCGCCUAAAGAUCUUGUUCAAUCUGUAUAACCUACUGGAUAAUGCAUACUGCCGGUUCUAUGUUUUCAUGAAGGCCCUAAAUUUGGCCGUGAGUGGAAAAGUCACUGAACAUGUCAUUCCUUCUUUCAAAAAGAUUGAUAGCUUCUUGAAAGAAUGGAAUCUUGAAGUCCAAGAUCAGAGAGAGCUUUUUCUCAGUGUUGCUAAUGCACUAAAAGAUAGUAAGAGCUCUGCAAAGGAUUCUUUCAAAUUCUUGACCAAGUAUUUAGCAACUUUCUCCGACGAGGACACAUAUAAAAUGGGUGAAGCCAAGGAGGAAGCUGCACGUACAAUUAUUGAAUUUGUCAAGGCACCAGACAUGUUUCAGUGUGAUCUUCUAGAUAUGCCUGCUGUAGGGCAAUUGGAAAAGGAUGCUAAAUAUGCAUUGGUAUAUCAGCUACUAAAGAUCUUCCUGACUCAAAGACUGGAUGCUUAUUUGGAGUUUCAAGCUGCGAAUUCUGCUCUACUGAAAAGCUAUGGUCUUGUUCAUGAAGAUUGUAUAGCGAAGAUGCGGUUGAUGUCUUUGGUGGAUCUUGCAUCACAUGAAUCUGGUCGAAUUCCAUAUGCCCUCAUCAAAGAUACUCUUCGGAUUGAUAAUGAUGAGGUGGAAUUAUGGGUAGUCAAGGCAUUAACUACCAAGUUAAUUGACUGUAAAAUGGACCAGUUGAAUCAAGUUGUGCUUGUGAGUUCUUGUACCGAGCGUGUAUUUGGGCUGCGACAGUGGCAGGCGCUAAGGACAAAGCUUGGUACAUGGAGGGGUAAUAUUGAGAGUGUCAUCAACACCAUCCAAGCUAACAAGAUCACUGAAGAUAGUUCACAGGCAGUGCAGGGAAUGAUGAUUCGUUAGGGGUCAUUUAGUUAAAAGGUCAAUCUCUAACUGGAGAUGGAUCUGAAUUUGUUGUGGGCUGGAAUACACUACUUUUGGUUGCCAUUCACUUCAGUUGAAAAUUGAUAGUGUAUUUGGAAAUUUUUUGAGAGAUGAGCUCUUUUAGUUGUUCCAACAUUUACCAUGCGAGGAUGGAUUGGAUUUAUCAUGUACAAAUUCAAUGUCUACUUUCUUUUUUGUGACAA